AUGAAGCUCUUGCGAGUCGCUACGGCGGCUGCCCUUGCUCUUGCAGGGCGUGCGGAUGCAGUUUCAACUUUUGAACCGGCACGGCCUCCCGCGGCUCCUCUUGCCGUUAGAGCUCCUUAUCUCAAUGUUUGGCUCAAUGGCCCAAAUGAUGGAAGCCCUAGCGGCUACCUGCCUGGCCAAUGGCCUAGGUACUGGACGCAAGGAAUUCAAGCAUGGCAAGGCUUCAUCAUGGUCGACGGAAAGGCCUACAACUGGAUGGGAGCGGCUCCCGGCGCAGACAAUGUUGACCAAGUGUCACUCAAGUAUACAUCAACUAGAACAACCUUUACCAUGAACGUGGGAGGGUCAGUCCAGAUGGCUGCGGAGUUCUUCUCCCCAGUCUACCCAGAUGACCUCAGAAGACAGUCUAUUCCGUUCUCGUACCUCAAAGUUUCGGUUGUCUCCCUUGACGGGCGGCCACACAAUAUCCAAAUCUACUGCGAUGUAUCAGGAGAAUGGGCAUCUGGCGACAACUCACAGAUUAUCCGCUGGGAGCACCAAGAGGCAGACGGGGUGCUUUCCCACAAAUUUUAUCGCCAAAAUCAAGACGGCUUUCAAGAGGCUAAUGAUCAGGCAUCAUGGGGCAGCUGGUAUUGGUCGACCGGCCGUAUCAGAGGUGUAACGUAUAAAAUUGGUGCAGAUACAGAUGUCCGCGGCCAGUUCCUGUCCACGGGUACGCUUGACAAUACCAUCGACACCAACUACCGUGCUGUCAAUGACCGUUGGCCUGUGUUUGCUUUUGCACGCGACCUUGGUACAAUCGCGGGAGGGGGCUCCGCAUCUACUCUCUUUACAAUUGGCAUUGCGCAAGAAAAUGCCAUAUUAUUUCAAGGUCGGGGUAGCUCCCCUGAGCAGGUGCCGUCACUUUGGACGAGCUACUUUGAUGAAUCGGACCUCGUUCCAUUCUUCUAUAUGGACUAUGGCUACGCCAGCCAAUAUGCUAACAACCUCGACAACCGUGUUGCAAGAGAUUCUAUCAAGGCUGGUGGACAGGAUUAUCUCACUAUAACAAGUCUUGCCGUCCGCCAGGCUUUUGCAGCCCUCCAGUACACCGGCACUCCGGAUAACGUCAGAGUAUUCCUUAAAGAAAUCAGCUCCAACAGCGAUAUCCAAACGGUGGAUGUGAUUUUCCCUACUUGGCCAAUCAUGCUGUAUUUUGAUCCAAACCUCAUCAAACAUACUCUAUCGCCCCUUCUCGAGAAUCAAGAAAGCGGCCACUACCCGAACAAAUAUGCGAUUCACGACCUGGGUAGAUUCCCUCAGGCUCUUGGCUAUCCGCAGGGCAACGAUGAGGCCAUGCCCCUGGAAGAGUGCGGCAAUAUGAUUAUCAUGAUGCUGUCCUAUGCUCAGAAAACAGGAGACGUAUACUAUCUGAACCAGCAUUGGCAGCUCAUGGCGCAGUGGGCAGAGUAUUUGAUUGAAGAUGCCAAGAUCCCAGCAAACCAAUUGUCCACGGAUGAUUUUGCAGGCCAUCUUGCGAACCAAACCAAUCUCGCCAUCAAAGGCAUAAUUGCUUUGCAGGCCAUGUCGGAAAUAGCCGACCGCACUGGCCAUAGUUUCCUAUCUGACAAGUACUCGGCCAUAGCCAGGGACUAUCUCAACUUUUGGUCUCGCCACGGCAUUAACCGAGCUGCUGUCCCUAACCACAGCGUGCUUCAAUAUGAUUCUGGAACCACAUAUGGAUUACUAUACAAUAUUUACCCGGACAAGGCUCUUGGGCUGAACUUCAUCCCCCAGUCCGUUUAUGAUAUGCAGAGCGAUUUCUACAAGACCAAAGCCAAUAAAUACGGAGUUGUUCUCGACACGCGCGGUACAUUGACCAAGACUGACUGGGAAAUGUUUGCUGCUGCAGUAGCUAAGCCUGACACAAAGGCCAUGUUCAUCUCCUUGAUUGCCAAGUGGAUCAACGAGACGCCAACGUGGCGAGCAUUUACCGACUUGUACGACACGAACACGGGAGAAUAUCCGGGUAACCAGUUUACCGCUCGGCCGGUUGUGGGCGGUGUGUUUGCAUUGUUGGCGCUGUCGUGA
Trichoderma asperellum CBS 433.97 is the source of this 2070-nucleotide messenger RNA. RefSeq lists its product as uncharacterized. Lineage: Eukaryota; Fungi; Ascomycota; Sordariomycetes; Hypocreales; Hypocreaceae. Gene Ontology annotation, biological process: carbohydrate metabolic process. The record is from RefSeq and is a predicted model, not a curated record.